CAAAAGAUUCGAGUAAAUAGGUAAUACGUAUAAAUCUAGUCGAGAUAAGCAGAGUGACGAUUUCGUCAUUUCCGUUGAUUCUUUUUUCGAAUCCUCGGGGUGAAUUAUCCGAUGAAUUUCGGCCGGCUGCCAAUCGCCAGCAAGUUAGUGUGUGAUUAAUGAUAUAAUUGAUGCGCAGUUGGCGUAUCUUUGUGUAGUUUUUCCCACGUGGAGAUUUCCAUAGAAGCAAAUUUACACAUUUUACAAGGAUAUUUGAAUUCAUAUGAAUAUGUUGCGUCGUCGCAAAGCAAUGUACGUUUUCGCAUAAUUAUUGAUUAUUAUGCCAAUUUAAAUCACUUCUGGUGUGGACAUGGAAACGACCUGGACUAAACGCAAGCCGGUCUUUCUUCGCUAGAUCUAAUUAUUGAAUACCGUUGACGGUGAGGAUGGUUGGUGAUUACUAAGUAAAUGAAUGUACAUGCAUAGAGGGGUUUGCUUUUGUACGAGAAAAUGAAUGUGCAGCAAUCACCAGAUGUUUCGGAGGUAUCCAAUAGGAUGCAAAGCAUUUCCGAUGAAAGCCCAGAAGCUAUGACGCCACAAAGAAGAGGAAGAGGAUCCCAUGUGCGUUCCGCAAGUAUUUGUGGAUCCACUACUCCUGCGGAAAUUCAGAGGGUUCGUGAACGACUUCUCCGAACUCAGAGAACUCCACGUCCCUCUACCAUUUGGAGUUUUAAUCGUAGGCAGAAACUGGCACUUCUCACUCUGUCGAUUGUCGACUUUGUGAGUUUUUGCUCAAUGAGCAUCAUGGCACCCUUUUUUCCCAAAGAGGCGGAAGUGAAGGGUAUGCCGGAAUCUAUUUCAGGUCUAGUAUUCAGCUUUUAUGCAAUGAUGAUGUUUCUCUCCGCUCCGAUAUUUGGAAUUAUAGCAACUUCCAAGGAUUGGUGCAAAAUUCCUAUUCAUUUCUGGACUGAUGGUAGCUGGUGUCUGCAAUGUUUUAUUUGGUUUUUUUAUAUCUGUCCCAGUUUUGUAGAUGCGAUUGUAGAUUACAAAACCUUUGUCAUUUUCUGCUUCAUAAUACGAGGUCUAGAGGCUCUUGGUGCCAGUGCAUUCUCUACAGCUGGUUAUAUAUUCGUAGUUGAUAUAUUUCCUGAUAAUGUUGGAGCAGUUUUGGGAAUUCUGGAGACAUUUGUCGGACUUGGGAUGAGCACCGGACCUGCGAUUGGAGGGUUACUGUAUUCCAUCGGUGGAUUUGGUUUACCUUUCUACGUUUUGGGUGGCAUACUGGUGGCUAUAGCUCCUAUCAAUUUUUGCCUCAUACCAUCCGCAGAUAAUUCCAUAAGGCCCAUUAGAAGAGGCUCUCGUUUCAAAUUACUCAAGCUCCCAGCUGUCUUGGUGAUUGGCAGUGUGGUUGUUAUCGCCUCCAGCACAUGGUCAUUUCUGGAUCCAACUUUAGAGCCGCACUUGCGGCAAUAUAGCCUCAGUACCAAACAGGUGGGCCUGGUUUUUCUUCUAUUCUCUGCCCUGUAUGGGAUCUGUAGUCCUUUUUGGGGCUGGUUAGCAGACAAGACCAACUCUCACUGGUCGAUGAUGACAGCAGGAUUAUUACUAUCGUCAGUUGGUCUAGCAGUGCUUGGACCGACAUCUUUGGUAUCUUUCCUCCCAAACAUAUUCUGGAUGAACAUAGUCGCUUUAUGUGUGUUGGGAGUCUCGGUUUCUCUUACUCUGCUCCCAUCUUUUCAGAGUAUUCUAGCCAAUGCUAUCCGCGGGGGUUGUGCUGACGAACUUUCAACCUACAGUAUAGUUGCCGGAUUUUGGUCCUGUGCUUAUUCAUUAGGGGAGGUAAUUGGCCCCAGUCUAGGAGGAUUCAUUUCUGAACAAUAUGGUUUCCAAGUGUGUUCGACUGUGAUGGCUGGUUUAAAUAUCUGCCUUGCUAUAAUAACGAUAGUGUUCUUUUCGUUCCAAACUGGCAAUAGAAGAGACAUCAGUCGUAAUAGCACCUCAAAAGAUAGUGGAAUCCAAUCUUCGGGUUCACUUACACACUCUGGAAGUUUACAAGGUCAAGACGAGCAAACUUCUCUGUUACAAAGAUCUUACGACCAUGGAGAUCAUAUGCGAGAUCAGGCCCGGUAUUACGCUAACUCCAGAUCUGCCGAUCGUCCAAAUAACGAUGUUGACUGGAACACUGAAGUCACAGAUUUUCGAGGUACUGUAAACGUUACAGCUUACGGAGCCUGUGAAGUAUGAUUAUUGUAGUUUAGUUUAUAGCACGUGGCAAUCCUAAGGCCACAUACGAUUCUGGUAAUUUAGCCCUAUAAUAGAAAGUGGAUCUCUGUUUUAGAAAAUUUAGUUCUUAGUAAGAUAAAAAUUUGUAAUAACGAUGGUGAAUUGAUUUUUGAUCGUCGUUGGUUCAGAGUGAGAUAGCGAUUAAUUCCUGACGUGUUACCAGGUGGUUAUACGUAAAAUUAUCACAAUGUUCGGCUGCUAACGAUGGAUUUAUAAAACGUCAGAAUUAUUGUUACCUAUAUUAGGUAGAGUAGCGCCAAACGCUUACUUAAUACUUAUACUUCCCAUCAAUGAGAGACGGUUGGAAUCGCAAUGAAUUAAUGAAAGAAAUGAAAUAGAGCGAGCGAGCUGAAUCAGGGAACCAAAACCUUUGACAGAAUAUAAAGAGCAGGAACGGGAUGUAUAUUAAAAUAGCAGUGAUGUGUUUAUUAAAGAUGUUAUCUCUCGAGUGUAUCUAUGAUUGUAACUUAUACUAGCUCGAUUUCUAUCAACAUUAGGUAAUCGAGCGAAGAUACGCGUGACUGUUUACAUAUUUAUUUUUUAUAUGCACGAUAUCGAUGCAGUUGGAAAUGUAAGAAAAUAAUUCAUGUCAAUAAACGAUAUAUUUUAGUGCC
This is a messenger RNA of Athalia rosae (coleseed sawfly), 2876 nucleotides long. Its product is annotated as MFS-type transporter SLC18B1-like. The record is from RefSeq and is a predicted model, not a curated record. Gene Ontology annotation, molecular function: transmembrane transporter activity. The transcript has 13 exons. NCBI's taxonomy places the organism in Eukaryota, Metazoa, Arthropoda, Insecta, Hymenoptera, Athaliidae. Gene Ontology annotation, biological process: transmembrane transport. The coding region runs from base 490 to 2223 and encodes 577 amino acids.